Tupaia belangeri chinensis (Chinese tree shrew) is the source of this 9156-nucleotide messenger RNA. RefSeq names its product myosin VIIA (gene MYO7A). Gene Ontology annotation, cellular component: myosin complex; cytoskeleton. Bases 67 to 6600 code for a protein of 2177 amino acids. The transcript is spliced from 51 exons. The record is from RefSeq and is a predicted model, not a curated record. Gene Ontology annotation, molecular function: cytoskeletal motor activity; ATP binding; protein binding. Lineage: Eukaryota; Metazoa; Chordata; Mammalia; Scandentia; Tupaiidae.
GAGUGGGCAGCCAGGACCAGAGCUGCGUCUGGCCAGGCGGGCAGUGGGCGCGGCAGACUUGGGGCCAUGGUGAUUCUUCAGCAGGGGGACUAUGUGUGGAUGGACCUGCGAUCCGGGCAGGAGUUCGAUGUGCCCAUCGGGGCGGUGGUGAAGCUCUGCGAUUCUGGGCAGAUCCAGGUGGUGGACGAUGAAGGCAACGAGCACUGGAUCUCCCCACAGAACGCCACGCACAUCAAGCCCAUGCACCCCACCUCGGUGCACGGAGUCGAGGACAUGAUCCGCCUGGGGGACCUCAACGAGGCGGGCAUCCUGCGCAACUUGCUCAUCCGCUAUCGCGACCACCUCAUCUAUACCUACACGGGCUCCAUCCUGGUGGCCGUGAACCCCUACCAGCUGCUGCCCAUCUACUCGCCCGAGCACAUCCGCCAGUACACCAACAAGAAGAUCGGGGAGAUGCCCCCCCACAUCUUCGCCAUCGCCGACAACUGCUACUUCAACAUGAAGCGCAACAGCCGAGACCAGUGCUGCAUCAUCAGUGGGGAGUCCGGGGCAGGGAAGACGGAGAGCACGAAGCUGAUCUUGCAGUUCCUGGCGGCCAUCAGUGGCCAGCACUCCUGGAUCGAGCAGCAGGUGCUGGAGGCCACGCCCAUCCUGGAAGCAUUUGGGAACGCCAAGACUAUCCGUAAUGACAACUCUAGCCGCUUUGGGAAGUACAUCGACAUCCACUUCAACAAGCGAGGUGCCAUCGAGGGUGCCAGGAUAGAGCAGUACCUGCUGGAGAAGUCUCGAGUGUGCCGCCAGGCCCCGGAUGAAAGGAACUACCACGUGUUCUACUGCAUGCUGGCGGGCAUGGGUGAGGACCAGAAGAAGAAGCUGGGCCUGGGCCAGGCCUCCGACUACAACUAUCUGGCCAUGGGCAACUGCAUAACCUGCGAGGGCCGGGAGGACAGCCAGGAGUACGCCAACAUCCGCUCCGCCAUGAAGGUGCUGAUGUUCACCGACACCGAGAACUGGGAGAUCUCCAAGCUUCUGGCCGCCAUCCUGCACAUGGGCAACCUGCAGUACGAGGCCCGCACGUUUGAAAACUUGGAUGCCUGUGAGGUCCUCUUCUCCCCGUCGCUGGCCACAGCCGCAUCUCUACUGGAGGGGUCAGUGAGCCCCCCAGACCUGAUGAGCUGCCUGACUAGCCGCACCCUCAUCACCCGUGGGGAGACCGUGUCUACCCCGCUCAGCAGGGAGCAGGCGCUGGAUGUGCGGGAUGCCUUCGUAAAGGGCAUCUACGGGCGACUCUUCGUGUGGAUCGUGGACAAGAUCAACGCAGCCAUUUACAAGCCUCCCUCCCAGGAGGUGAAGAACUCUCGCCGGUCCAUUGGCCUCCUGGACAUCUUUGGGUUCGAGAACUUUGCUGUGAACAGCUUCGAGCAGCUCUGCAUCAACUUCGCCAACGAGCACCUGCAGCAGUUCUUCGUGCGACACGUGUUCAAGCUGGAGCAGGAGGAGUACGACUUGGAGAGCAUCGACUGGCUGCACAUCGAGUUCACCGACAACCAGGACGCCCUGGACAUGAUCGCCGGCCGGCCCAUGAACAUCAUCUCCCUCAUCGACGAGGAGAGCAAGUUCCCCAAGGGCACGGACACCACCAUGCUGCACAAGCUGAACUCCCAGCACAAGCUCAACGCCAACUACGUUCCCCCCAAGAACAACCACGAGACCCAGUUUGGGAUCAACCACUUCGCGGGCGUUGUCUACUAUGAGACCCAAGGUUUCCUGGAGAAGAACCGGGACACGCUGCAUGGGGACAUCAUCCAGCUGGUCCACUCCUCCCGGAACAAGUUCAUCAAGCAGAUCUUCCAGGCCGACGUCGCCAUGGGACAAGAGACCAGGAAGCGCUCGCCCACACUCAUCAGCCAGUUCAAGCGGUCGCUGGAGCUGCUGAUGCGCACACUGGGAGCCUGCCAGCCCUUCUUCGUGCGCUGCAUCAAGCCCAAUGAGUUCAAGAAGCCCAUGCUGUUCGACCGGCACCUGUGCGUGCGCCAGCUGCGGUACUCGGGGAUGAUGGAGACCAUCCGGAUCCGCCGGGCUGGCUACCCGAUCCGCUACAGCUUCGUGGAAUUCGUGGAGAGGUACCGGGUGCUGCUGCCCGGUGUGAAGCCAGCCUACAAGCAGGACGACCUCCGUGGGACGUGCCAGCGCAUGGCUGAGGCUGUGCUGGGCACCCACGACGACUGGCAGAUCGGCAAAACCAAGAUCUUCCUGAAGGACCACCAUGACAUGCUGCUGGAGGUGGAGCGGGACAAGGCCAUCACCGACAGGGUCAUCCUGCUGCAGAAGGUCAUCCGCGGCUUCAAGGACAGGUCCAACUUCCUGAAGCUCAAGGACGCGGCCACGCUGAUCCAGAGGCACUGGCGAGGCCACCGCUGCAGGAAGAACUACGGGCUGAUGCGGCUGGGCUUCCUGCGCCUGCAGGCCCUGCACCGCUCCCGGAAGCUGCACCUGCAGUACCGCCUGGCCCGCCGGCGUAUCAUUGAGUUCCAGGCGCGCUGCCGUGCCUACCUGGUGCGCAAGGCCUUCCGCCACCGCCUCUGGGCAGUGCUCACCGUGCAGGCCUACGCCCGGGGCAUGAUCGCCCGCAGGCUGCACCGGCGCCUCCGGGCCGAGUACCUGCGGCGUCUGGAGGCCGAGAAAAUGCGGCUGGCGGAGGAGGAGAAGCUCCGGAAGGAGAUGAGCGCCAAGAAGGCCAAGGAGGAGGCGGAGCGCAAGCACCAGGAGCGCCUGGCGCAGCUGGCCCGGGAGGACGCAGAGCGGGAGCUGACGGAGAAGGAGGAGGCCCGGCGGAAGAAGGAGCUGCUGGAGCAGAUGGAGAGGGCCCGCCACGAGCCCGUCAACCACUCGGACAUGGUGGACAAGAUGUUCGGCUUCCUGGGGACUUCUGGCGGCCUGCCAGGCCAGGAGGGCCAGGCACCUAGCGGCUUUGAGGACCUGGAGGGAGGACGGCGGGAGAUGGAGGAGGAGGACCUGGACACAGCCCUGCCCCUGCCCGACGAGGACGAGGAGGACCUCUCCGAGUACAAGUUCGCCAAGUUCGCGGCCACCUACUUCCAGGGCACCACCUCGCACUCCUAUACCCGGCGGCCGCUCAAGCAGCCCCUGCUCUACCAUGACGAUGAGGGCGACCAGCUGGCGGCCCUGGCAGUCUGGAUCACCAUCCUGCGGUUCAUGGGGGACCUCCCUGAGCCCAAGUACCACACGGCCAUGAGCGACGGCAGUGAGAAGAUCCCCGUGAUGACCAAGAUCUACGAGACCCUGGGCAAGAAGACCUACAAGAGGGAGCUGCAGGCCCUGCAGGGCGAGGGCGAGGCCCAGGUCUCCCAGGGGCAGAAGAGCAGCAUGAGGCAUAAGCUGGUGCACUUGACCCUGAAGAAGAAGUCGAAACUCACAGAGGAGGUGACCAAGAGGCUGCAGGAUGGGGAGCCCACGGCACAGGGCAACAGCAUGCUGGAGGACCGGCCCACGUCCAACCUCGAGAAGCUGCACUUCAUCAUCGGCAACGGCAUCCUGCGGCCCACGCUGCGGGACGAGAUCUACUGCCAGAUCAGCAAGCAGCUCACCCACAACCCGUCCAAGAGCAGCCACGCGCGGGGCUGGAUCCUCGUGGCCCUGUGUGUGGGCUGCUUCGCCCCCUCCGACAAGUUCGUUAAGUACCUGCGCAACUUCAUCCACGGCGGGCCGCCCGGCUACGCCCCCUACUGUGAGGAGCGGCUGAGAAGGACCUUCGUGAACGGGACACGGACUCAGCCACCCAGCUGGCUGGAGCUGCAAGCCACCAAGUCCAAGAAGCCCAUCAUGUUGCCCGUGACGUUCAUGGACGGGACCACCAAGACCCUGCUGACAGACUCAGCCACCACGGCCAAGGAGCUCUGCAACGCGCUGGCGGACAAGAUCUCGCUCAGGGACCGCUUUGGGUUCUCUCUCUACAUCGCCCUGUUUGACAAGGUGUCCUCCCUGGGCAGCGGCAGUGACCACGUCAUGGACGCCAUCUCCCAGUGCGAGCAGUACGCCAAGGAGCAGGGUGCCCAGGAGCGCAAUGCCCCCUGGAGGCUCUUCUUCCGCAAAGAGGUCUUCACACCCUGGCACAACCCCUCGGAAGACAGCGUGGCCACCAACCUCAUCUACCAGCAGGUGGUGCGAGGGGUCAAGUUCGGGGAGUACCGGUGUGAGAAGGAGGACGACCUGGCCGAGCUGGCCUCCCAGCAGUACUUCGUGGACUACGGCUCCGAGAUGGUCCUGGAGCGCCUCCUGAACCUCGUGCCCACCUACAUCCCCGACCGCGAGAUCACCCCCCUGAGGACGCUGGAGAAGUGGGCCCAGCUGGCCAUUGCUGCCCACAAGAAGGGGAUUUAUGCCCAGAGGAGAACUGAUGCCCAGAAGGUCAAAGAAGAUGUGGUCAAUUACGCCCGCUUCAAGUGGCCCCUGCUCUUCUCCAGGUUUUACGAAGCCUACAGGUUCUCAGGCCCCACCCUCCCGAAGAACGACGUCAUCGUGGCGGUCAACUGGACGGGCGUCUACUUCGUGGACGAGCAGGAACAGGUGCUCCUGGAGCUGGCCUUUCCGGAGAUCACGGCUGUGUCCAGCAGCAGGGGAGCAAAACUGAAGGCCCCCAGCUUCACGCUGGCCACCAUCAAGGGGGACGAGUACACCUUCACGUCCAGCAAUGCCGAGGACAUCCGUGACCUGGUGGUCACCUUCCUUGAGGGGCUCCGGAAGAGGUCGAAGUACGUGGUGGCCUUGCAGGAUAACCCCAACCCUGCGGGCGAGGAGUCAGGCUUCCUCAGCUUUGCCAAGGGGGACCUCAUCGUCUUGGACCGCGACACGGGCGAGCAGGUCAUGACCUCGGGCUGGGCCAAUGGCAUCAAUGAGCGGACCAAGCAGCGCGGGGACUUCCCCACCGACUGUGUGUACGUCAUGCCCACGGCCACCAUGCCACCACGGGAGAUCGUGGCCCUGGUCACCAUGACCCCCGACCAGAGGCAGGACGUCGUUCGGCUCCUGCAGCUGCGAACGGCAGAGCCCGAGGUGCGCGCCAAGCCCUACACACUGGAGGAGUUCUCCUACGACUACUUCAGGCCCCCGCCCAAGCACACGCUGAGCCGCGUCAUGGUGUCCAAGGCCCGCGGCAAGGACCGGCUGUGGAGCCACACGCGGGAGCCACUCAAGCAGGGGCCGGUCCAGAAGCACCUGGGGCUCCCCACUCUGCACAGCCCUUCCUUGACACCCCCACCCAUGCUCAAGUACAUGGGCGACUACCCGUCCAAGAGGACGCGCUCUGUCAACGAGCUCACCGACCAGAUCUUCGAGGGCGCCCUGAAGGCCGAGCCUCUCAAGGACGAGGCCUACGCGCAGAUCCUGAAGCAGCUGACCGACAACCACAUCAGGUACAGCGAGGAGCGGGGCUGGGAGCUGCUGUGGCUCUGCACCGGCCUCUUCCCGCCCAGCAACGUCCUGCUGCCCCACGUGCAGCGCUUCCUGCAGUCACGAAGGCACUGCCCGCUCGCCCUGGACUGCCUGCAGCGGCUGCAGAAGGCCCUGAGAAACGGCUCUCGGAAGUGCCCUCCACACCUGGUGGAGGUAGAGGCCAUCCAGCACAAAACCACCCAGAUCUUCCACAAGGUCUACUUCCCGGACGACACGGAUGAGGCCUUCGAGGUGGAGUCCAGCACCAAGGCCAAGGACCUCUGCCAGAACAUCGCCUCCCGGCUACUGCUCAAGUCCUCCGAGGGGUUCAGCCUCUUCGUCAAGAUUGCAGACAAGGUCAUCAGCGUCCCUGAGAACGACUUCUUCUUUGACUUCGUCCGCCACCUGACAGACUGGGUAAAGAAAGCGCGGCCCACCAAGGACGGAACCGUGCCCUCGCUCACCUACCAGGUGUUCUUCAUGAAGAAGCUGUGGACCACCACGGUGCCAGGGAAGGACCCCAUGGCCGACUCCAUCUUCCACUACUACCAGGAGCUGCCCAAGUAUCUCCGAGGCUACCACAAGUGCACCCGGGAGGAGGUGCUGCAGCUGGGGGCGCUGAUCUACAGGGUCAAGUUUGAGGAGGACAAGUCCUACUUCCCUAGUAUCCCCAAGCUGCUUCGGGAACUAGUGCCUCAGGACCUCAUCCGGCAGAUCUCACCUGAUGACUGGAAGCGAUCCAUUGUUGCCUACUUCAACAAGCAUGCAGGGAAGUCCAAGGAGGAGGCCAAGCUGGCCUUCCUGAAGCUCAUCUUCAAGUGGCCCACCUUUGGCUCGGCCUUCUUUGAAGUAAAGCAAACCACAGAGCCCAACUUCCCUGAGAUCCUCUUAAUUGCCAUCAACAAGUAUGGAGUCAGCCUUAUCGACCCCAGAACCAAGGACAUCCUGACCACGCACCCCUUCACCAAGAUCUCCAAUUGGAGCAGCGGCAACACCUACUUCCACAUCACCAUCGGGAACCUGGUGCGCGGCAGCAAGCUGCUCUGCGAGACUUCGCUGGGUUACAAAAUGGAUGACCUCCUGACUUCCUACAUCAGCCAGAUGCUCGCAGCCGUGAGCAAGCAGCGGGGCUCCAGGAGCGGCAAGUGAACCGCUGGGACAAGACGCUGGCCCCGUGCCCACGCUGCUGGUGGCAGAUGGCUUACACGCUUCAGCCAGUCUGGGUCAGGGGACUGGGCCUCUGACCCCUCUUCUAGGGAAGCAGCCUCUCUGGGACGCAGACCUUCUGUCCACCUGCCCUCUGGCACCUGGGCUGGUUCCAGGCCUGGCUUGCUGGGGCCUUCCCAGCUGUAAGAGCCCAAGCUCCUUGGCGCCCUCCUGUCUCAGACCAGCCCUCCCCGUGACCUCCUCUGACUUUGUACUGUUGGGAUAGACGGAUCGAGGACAGUCUAGCACUCCUGCCGGGGCACAGCCAGCCCAACCAUGUACUGACCAGAACACUAUCCUACUGUUGAGGCUUAGAGCUAGCCCCCCAAGCCCAGGUCCCUCUGCUGGGGUGAGGGAGACAGACUGCUUUUCCAUUUUGCAGUGGGAGUGCCCACUCUGUUUUAUCCUCCGGCCCUACCCUGUCUUGGCUGAAGGUGGGAGUGUGGAAUUAGGAUAGGGCCCUGGAAGGGGGUGGCCUCCUGGGUCUGGGUCUGGGUCUGUACCUGCUGGGCCAAGCCAGUCUGGUUUGGUGGUUGGGGUGAUAGUGUGCUUGAACGUGGCUUAAAGGAACUAACGGGGAACAGGCAGGUUGGGAGGAAAUGCUGGACGUCGGCCAGCAGGUAGGAACCCAAGUGUAGGGACUCGUGGGUUGGGGAGUCCAGAGAGGGGGUCAGCUUCUCAGCCUUGACUGGGGAUGGUGGAGCCAGACUGCCCUUGCACCUUCCAGAAACAUCUCCAUGGUGCAUCAAGGCAAGUCCAAGAUCCCCACAGUGCUGCCACGAGUUAAAGCCUCACCUCUGGCGGGUGCCUAUACCGUACUGCUUUGUGACCAGGAUGGAACACCAGAUUUGACCAUGGUUCGGUUAGGUCUGGGGCAGGGGCUUUAGACAGGCGAGGCAUGAUCUGGGGGAGGGCCAUUCUGCUGGCUGUCAGCUGGGGUGAGUGCUUAGAGAAGUGACCAUGGAAAGGCCCCGUUUGGGGAGGCUGUCAUUUGCCCUCAAGGUCCCCCAGAGGCCAGGUCAGCAGAGCUGGGUCUGCUUGCCCCAUCACUCAAGUGUCUGGGUUACCCAUAGCUCUGUGGCCAACUGUCCCACAGGAAAGGCCUUUCCUGACUUUCCAAUGACCUGUGUGGAGGAGGCAAGGCUGACGUGUGUGAAUGGAGGCCCCUGACCAGACAGCCACACAUCAUUCUAGGAUGCCAGUUUCCCUGGCUCAGGAGGCACUCCUACCCCAGAAGUGUUUAUAGGGUGCAUGUCAGGCCAGGACAAAGCCGAGCCAGAGGGAAGGUGCCACAGAGGUCUUCACCCAUGCCACCCUGCAGGUGGGGAGGCCAAGGCCCAAAUGAGUGUGAUCCCAGACAGAGGAUUCCAGGUACUUGUUCUGAGCUCUGGAUUCCCCUCAAGACUGAAAGCUAUUGUGUGAGCAGGGGACUGUACCCAGUAUCCACUGGGAACCAGCAACUCUAGGUCUUAGGCAGCACCCCACUAUACCCUUAGCCAGAAAACAUGUGCAAUGAGAUCUUGGCUGGUUCGUGCCCAUGGCCUCUUACAUGCCCUGACCAGGGUGCCACCACUAUUGUACCUGUCCCUAUCUCCAUCAGCCUGGGUGAUCAUAGAGGGGACCAAAGAAAAGUUUACCUCUGGCUUCCCAAGAAGUUGCCUUUAUUUACAUGCAGUCCCUCCUCUGCAGGGAAUCUUGUGGAAGGGUCGGGAUGGGACAGACCCUGCACCACUCGGAGCAAUCAGCUCCAGUUCCCAGACCACGAGCAACCAUCUUCCUUUGUCCAUCCUCUGGAGAUGUACUUCUUAGAAAAGACUGACCAGAAUGCUUCCCCUGGGAGGCGCAGUGACCCUUCGUGACCACUGCCCACCACCACCUUAGGAAGUGAGAGGAAGGAAGGGUAAUAGAUGCCACUUUUCCCCAAGGACAUGCUAUAGGAGGAGGAUUCCGCCCUGGGGGCCAUCUCUGGGAGUUAAAGCUGGAAGGCCUCUUUGGUGAGCACUGUGGACCCUAGAGUCUUUGUAAUGGUGGGGGUUCAGUGUGGGGUGUUGUCUCCGGUGAGCCCCUGGGUGGGAACUCUGUGUUUGACAUUUCCCUUACGGAGUACUAGUGGUUUGAUACUCUUCUUGGCAUGCCCUGGUAGAAUCUUCCCUUUGGGGGUGAUCCUGGUUCGUCGUUGGGGGCUACUGUGAAAUAGAGUUUGAGUAUCUGAGGAGUCUUUUGAUCCAGGCUGACUGGAAAGUGACCAGGGUUCAAGGGUUUUCCAUGACUGUUUUAAGGACUAUCUCUGGGUGCUAGAAAAGACAAACAGGGAUUCCUUAAGUGUCACUACCCCAAUAUCUAUUUUGUUAGGUAAACUUGUGGUCAUCAUCUCUUAAAUGUUAGAGCUGCCUCCAGUCACUCAGGGGCAUUUGCUUAUCUAAGCUUCCACUCCCAAGAUUUUGUAAAAACUUACAGAUAGUCCUCUAGUUUUGCCUCAGUUUAAAAAAAAAAAAAAAA